AUGCUUCGAACAUUUCCACGAUUAGUAUUACCUGAUAAUGUUCUUUCAUUCGAAGGAGAGAAUUUUCUCCAACUAGUCAAACAAGCUUGUGGAGAAGUUUUUAAAGAAUUGAUGGAAGUACUUUCGAUCAAUUCAGUAUAUAAAUUACUUUUGAUUGAAAAAGAUAUUCUUUCUGUUUUCCAGAAGAAUUAUAAAGAACUAGUAAAUAUAUCACAACGAGCUUGUCUUCAUUCCGAUGAUGGUGAAAUAAUGCUUAAGCCUGGUUUACGCUUAGAUUUUGAUCGUUUUAUUGAAACUCUUCAUGCUAUAAACAAUCGAAACCAGCAGCAGGAACGAACAUCUAGUUUUAAUGAUGAUAUCUUGUCUUUGUUAAAACGAUUAAUAAAAUCAAAGCAAAUAAAUGAAGGCAGUGAUGCACAAAAUAGCUAUUCAUUUCUGAUAGCUUUUUUCGAAAAUAUUCUUAAUAAUAUUCCGAAGAAUAAGAAUAACUAUCGAUAUAGCGAGAGUGUAUUACAUUUUGCACAAGCAUUGUAUAUACUAGGUGGAAGAAAUACAUAUGAAUUCAUUCGUUUGAAUUUAAUAGGUUCUAUUCCUGCCUUGUCCACAUUACAAGAUAGUCUUGCAAAAGCCGGUGCAAGCAUUGAGGAAGGUACUUUCCGAUACGAUGCACUUAAUCAGCAUCGAACAUCAUUUAACUAUCAGGUUGCUGUCUGUUCUGAAGACGCAACCGCGGUCAUAAAGAAAAUUACAUAUAAUGCUAGUACUAAUACCUUUCAUGGAUUCUCAACUCCAUUGAGACACGGUAUUCCUAUUUCUCGUCACUUUCAAACUGACUCAUUUGAUGAAUUACAAGGGUGGUUCGAGAAUACGGAUAGAGCAAACUAUCUAAAUCUUCACAUGGUUCAGCCACUAAUGGCGUCUAAUCCGUAUUCGUCGCCGUUUAUCUUAGCGGCAUAUGGGAUCAGCAACAAAUUUAAAGCCGUCGAUGUUCUUCAUCGAUGGAUAUGGAAAUUCGAGAAGUCUCGAGAGUCUAGUGUUCGUAUUGUUGCUUUCGCAACUGAUUGCGAUCCACGUUAUUUGCUUGCGAUGCGUCUUGCUACAUCGUUUUUUGCCAAGUAUAAUAACUAUUCCAUGCACGAUCAUCCAAAUGCACUUGAGAUCGAUUUACCUAAAGACUGGAGAACCUGGUUCUUUAUGUCAACUCGACAAGUCUUUUUUUGUUUUCAAGAUCCAAUGCAUUUGUGCACAAAACUUCGUAAUCGUAUUCUUUCUAACACCGCCUCAAUGCUAAUUGGAAAAGAAGCAGUUUCUAUCGAAGUACUAAUGGACCUAGUUCAGAAUACAUCAAAACUUGCUCAUGGGCUCGUUAAAACAGACAUUGAUCCGAAAGAUCGACAGAAUGUUUCGUCUUGUCUCAAACUAGCUAGUGAUGAUGUAUCUCUUGCUCUAGAAGACAUUAAUAAUUCUCUAGCAACACGAAUUUAUUUGUACCUCUUACGUUGUAUCGUAUUAGCAUAUGUAGAGCACAAUACAUCGAUCGUUGAUCGUAUCUAUAAUAGCUGGCUAGCAGUUUUUAUAUGUCGUAUAUGGCAGACAUGGUUGCUAAUAGUUGAUAAAAAGGAUAUGAUAGGAUAUUAUUCUGAAUACAAAAAAGAUAAUCUAUUUAUCACGGUUCCUACACAUUUUUCAAUUGAGCUUAAUGCUCAUACUUUACUUGCAAUUUGUCUUCUUGUGCGCCAGCAUCAGUUGCCUGAUUCAUCUCUUUUAAUAUCAAAUUAUCAUUCACAGUCGUGUGAAUCAACGUUUCGGCUAACAAGAUCAAUGUCAGGAGCUUUUUCGUCGGUAGUAAAUUUUACUACUGAUCAAUUUCUUAAACGAGCUGGAAAGCUCUCUGUAUUAACCGACUUGGAGAGCAAAAGUGAGUCGGGUCAAUUGGACUGUCCAUUGCAGUUUCCAAAGCAUCAUAAGCGACGACGAAAACGUCUUGCUCUGAAAAAAAUAGCUUCUAGUGCAUCUGAUGAUGAUCAUCUUUCGAAUGCUAAUAUUAAAAAUGUCAUUUCUCGUGCUUUCGACGAUGCUUACAAUCUUCUCGCCAAACUUGGUGUGAACAUUGUUCUGGAAAAAAAAAAGAUGAAUAGCAUCGAUGGUGUGAGCUCGUUUGUACGUACUCAAUUUGAAAACAAAUUCAAAAAAAUCUCAUACGAUGAUUCUCAAUCAUACUCAUCAGAUGAAGAAUCUAGUGAGUAUUUAAAAUCUAAUGUUGAUCUUUCACCAAGAUCCGAUGAUGAUUGUUCGUCUGAAGAUGAUGAUGAUAUACCAUCGCUUUCAGCAAAUGGUAAACAACAAUUUCAUGGGAUGAGAAUCUUUGAUAAUGUUUCUCCUUCCGUAUCGAACUCAUACUUCAAAGUUGAUAUUGAUGGCAAAAAACAAUUUAUCCACAAGCAAACAGCUUGCUGGCUUUUAGCAGAUGGUAAAGCUAAUUUGUCAGCUGAUCGGCUUAAACGAGUUCAACAAUCAAGUCGUUAG
Messenger RNA from Adineta steineri, 2526 nucleotides. The record is from the annotation of a GenBank genome assembly. NCBI's taxonomy places the organism in Eukaryota, Metazoa, Rotifera, Eurotatoria, Adinetida, Adinetidae.